AGUACUUCAGCAGGCAGUAUUUCUCUGGCUGCGCACGUGGGGGGAGAGAGUAGUACUUGCAGCUGUAGUAGCACGCGCGCGCACCGCCCGGUUUUGCGAGUACUUUCGUACUGUUAUGUCUCGAGCCCAAUGCUGUCAGCAGUGGCACGUUUCAGUCAUUUUUCUGAGCCAUCGCGCGGAAGAGGAAACAUUUUGUAAGCCAAAAGACCUGCUGAGAAUGAGUCCUGCAUAACUUCGGGUAUUGUUAUCUACCCCCUCCUUUCUCUCAUUUUCCCCUGUCCCGCGCUCUCCAAGUUGAGGCAUUGUACAUAAGUAUGGUAGAUAAGGGGCCCUUGUUGACUUCUGCCAUUAUUUUUUACCUGUCCAUUGGGGCAGCAAUUUUUCAAGUCCUGGAGGAGCCUAAUUGGAAGCUGGCUGCAAAGCAGUAUAGUGCCCAGAAGGUUAAAAUACUUAAGGAUUACCCCUGUCUGACGGAAGAUGAUUUGAACAGAAUAUUAGAGGUGGUGUCUGAUGCUGCAGGCCAAGGGGUCACCAUAACUGGCAAUAAGACCUUCAACAACUGGAACUGGCCAAAUGCUGUUAUCUUUGCCGCCACGGUUAUCACUACUAUCGGAUAUGGGAACAUUGCCCCCAAAACGUCAGCAGGCCGUGUAUUUUGUAUCUUCUAUGGGCUGUUUGGUGUGCCUUUGUGUCUUACCUGGAUCAGUGAGCUUGGAAAGUUCUUUGGUGGCAGAGCCAAACACCUGGGCCAGUAUCUAACCAAGAAAGGAUUUUCACUCAGAAAGGCUCAGUUUACUUGCACAGCUAUUUUUCUCCUUUGGGGUGUGCUGGUCCAUUUAGUACUCCCACCUUUUGUAUUUAUGUCCCAGGAGGGUUGGACAUACAUCGAAGGCUUGUACUUCUCAUUUGUCACCUUGACCACAAUUGGCUUUGGGGACCUGGUAGCAGGUGUGGAACCAAAUAAAGAAUACCCAACUCUGUACCGUUACUUUGUGGAAGUAUGGAUUUAUCUGGGGUUGGCCUGGCUUUCUUUGUUCUUUAACUGGAAAGUACGGAUGGUGAUUGAAGCUCACAAGGCACUGAAGAAACGCCGUAAGCUGCGCAAGCUCUCUCUUGAUGAGCUCCGGCACUACAAAGAAUCUCACAAGGCUUCACUUCGUUUGCCACCCACUCCUAAUGAUGUGAACAUCUUCAGUUUCCUGUCCAAAAAGCAGGAAGGCUACAAUGACUUGAUAAAGCAGAUUGGCACCAAAAAAGCUGACAGAAGCACUGGCAGCACUGGCAACACCAUCAGUAAAGCCAACGAAAUUGGUCGUUCCAAAAGUUGCAAUGAUGCUCCAAUGUUUAAUACGCAUACCAUCCUCAGUCUGGACCGUUCACCACGCCAAAAGAGACGCUAUAGUUUUAGUGACCGCGUCACAGUUGCAUUUUCAAAAUCCAAGAACUACCUCCUGGGCUCAGACAAUGGUUUGCUGCUAACAGAAGAUCAGGUAGAGGGUGACCUAGAACUAGACCAGGACCAAAUUUAUGAGAACCAACUUGACAAGGACGUUGACCUUGAGAAUGGAGUGCAGGACUGUGGACCAGGUGGUCGAAGGACAUGGGAUUCUAAGGAGUACCAUCCUCUAACAUUCCAAAAUGCAAACAUUACUUUUAUUGAUGAGGAAAACUUCCUCAGCAGUAACUUGGAAGAGGAGGAUGACGACGACGAUGAUGAUUCUAAAGCAAAACUAUCAAUUACUACAUGUGAUGAAAACAUUGAGACAAACUCCAAAGAGGAGCAGAGUUCGGAAUCUGGGUCUGUGUUCACUAGUGACUGUUCAGAACACAGCCACUCUUAUGAGAAACUUGUAGAGGAAUAUGCAAAGGAAGAAAAUACUGACUCUUGAGUUAUUAUGCAGUGUGCAACUAUGUUUGGUCAGCACACCUUCCUGGUUGUUGACUUGUUGGCAUUGAAGUGUAUAUAUUCUAAUGUGAACCAUUUGAAAGGAUAUCAGAUGUCCAAUGUGAACCAUUUGAAAGGACAUCAGAUGUCCAAUUGCAGUUUGGUGGUCUGAUAGUCAGACUGCAAAGCCAAGAUCAAAUUUCAAAUCAGUGUUUUCUUGAAAAUACACACCUUUUCAACAGGUUUUAAGAGUUUAGCUUCUUAUGAACAUAUGAUCUCCAACAAUUUAAUGAACAUGGACUACAGAGCAUGACAUGUAACCCCAUGAGUAUUUAACAUCUGCUCUAUUUCUGCCUUUUACCUGGUUUGAGAAACUAUAUAACACAUUUUAUUAAAAUGUGCACAUUUUGUUCUGCACAUUUUCCAUGAGUACUUUUUUCAACUCAUAGGCUGAUAAGAAAUUAUAUGUGGAAAUGUAUUUGAUUUCACAUCGUUUCUUUAUGCAUAUUCACCAUAUUGGUGUUUUUAAUAGUAUUUAUUAAAAUGAAGGACAUGGUAGCUUUUUAUUUUAAAAAAUCCCACCAAAUGAGGACAGUUCACAGUCCACUCCAUUGCAGAUUGUCUUUUUAAAACCUGAGCCAAACAUUUGUCCUUGAAGAAAAUGUUAAUAAAGAAAGGGUUAUGGGCCAAUUACCUUAUUUUUUUCUUUGGUAUUUCAUGUUUAUUUUAUGAAGUCCUUGAUAACUUGGUGUGUCUGAGAUUGCUGUUUAUUUUGACUGUAUGGGACAGAAUUGUGACUGCACUAGAGGUCAUCAGUAAUGUAUAGACAACAUUUGAGUCCUAGAACCAACUGAGAGCAAACCUAGAGUAGAAAAGCAUUAAUUUAUAGGAUUUAUAGCAAAAUCUGAAUAUCCUGCCAAAGUUACGGUUUAAACUGAUUUUUUUGUUGUUGUUGUGCCACCCCCACCCCACCCCUUUUUUUUUUGGACUGCUGUAAAAGUCAGCUUUGCAAAUGAUCCUCCCAUUGUGACAUGUAGACGCCUCUUAGAAUACACUCAACACAUAUUUUGCAGUUGUGUUUUGCUGAUGGCAGCAUGUCAGAUGUCAAAUAUGUGGCUUCUGAGCCCUCUACCAUGGCAGUGCAUAAUGGGAAUGAAACUUUCACAGCAACAAUCUCUCACUUUCUGUCUCUUUAGCACCCUUUCAUUUCAUUGUAUUUGCCAUGUAAAUGUUGGCUGAUGGCCCAUCAGUAGCCUACAAACGCAGCUCUGCUCAGGACAUGGCCUUGCUGGUUUUGUUUGCCUUUAGGGGCUCACACUGACUUGAAUGACUGAAGUACCGCCUAUAACAGGCAGCCAAGGUUAACUUGUAAGAGAUCAAUGCUCUCCUGACGUAUGUCCUCGUCAUGAGACAAAGUCAGCAGUCUUGGUGCUCUCAAUUAUUGUAUAGUAAUUCCCUUUUGUUUCAUGUGAACACAGCUGUACUCUUGAGGGACCAAAAUAUAAUGUCCAUUGCUUUUCAGUCUUUUGUAAGAGCCCUUAGCUAUCCUGCUAACCCACUGCCUUUUGCACAUGUUAACUUGCACACAAAAACUUUUAACAGUGUUACUUUGAAUGGUAAAAUGGCAGUGAUGCAGUGUCAUUUGGGGAUACUAUGAAUUUCAAACCAGUCUCCUCAUGCCAUAUUCAGUAAAGUUGGAUAAUAUACUCUAGAUAUAUAUAUAUAUAUAUGUAGUUUUUUGUUAACACAUGGGCCACACCAUGCUAACUUCUAACUUUCCCUUAAGGAUGACUGCUAUGAAGUGAAAAUGUCCUAAAUCCAUUGCAAAGCAGAUGAUAUACAGUACAAUGUAACAUCUGUUGAAUGCCUCACUGAAAAGGUGUAAUCUUUCACUCUGGGUGUUUUACUUUCUCUUCUCCCACUCUUUUGUAUUUCAUCACAAGGCCAUCACUUUUGUGUAUUCCAAUCCUCUUUCUCAUUUUCACUGGUUUUUAUGGAUGUCUUAGUGCAGCAUUGUUCUGCAGCCAUGGUACUUGUCUGGACUGAAUUUCAAGCAUGUCCUUAGAUCAUUAACAAAGAACAGGUUAGGUUGGUUUAACCCAUUGUCCCUAGUUUUCUUUUUAAUGUUGCUCCAUUGUGUAAAAACUCCAGUUUAGUUGUUAUAGUUGUCUUUUUUAUGAUUAAAUUAUUCAUGUUUGUCAAAGUUUGUAUAUGAAUUUCAAACAAAACUGUAUAUUUCGUGUAAAAUAAACAUUUAAUAAAACUUG
Messenger RNA from Lates calcarifer (barramundi perch), 4152 nucleotides. It is a transcript of the gene kcnk5a, whose product is annotated as potassium channel, subfamily K, member 5a. Lineage: Eukaryota; Metazoa; Chordata; Actinopteri; Centropomidae. The record is from RefSeq and is a predicted model, not a curated record. Gene Ontology annotation, cellular component: membrane. Gene Ontology annotation, biological process: stabilization of membrane potential; potassium ion transmembrane transport. Bases 315 to 1889 code for a protein of 524 amino acids. The transcript has 5 exons. Gene Ontology annotation, molecular function: potassium ion leak channel activity.